UUAAACCGCAGCUCCUACUUACGGCGUUUCCUGGUGAUUAUAUCUAUCAUUGAGAGGGCCGCUGAUCCAUUACAGUCGAUAUAUCAGAGCCGGCCGGAGACUCAUCGUCGUAUUUAAUUUGUAUGAUGGCGGAUUCCGGCAAAACCUCCGCCUUGUACGUCGAUCGGCGGCUGGAAAACGGAGAUGCCGGUGGCCUGAAGAAGAACGUGGACGACGACGGAAGGGAGAAAAGAACCGGGAGUUUGGCGACGGCGAGCGCGCACAUCAUAACGGCGGUGAUAGGGUCGGGAGUGCUGUCUCUGGGAUGGGCCAUAGCUCAGCUGGGAUGGGUGGUGGGUCCCUCCGUCCUCGUCGCCUUCUCCGUCAUCACUUACUUCACCUCCACUCUCCUCGCCGACUGCUACCGCUCUCCCGGCCCCGACCACGGCCGCCGCAACUACACCUACACCGACGUCGUCCGUUCUCAUUUGGGAGGGUUGAAGGUUACACUGUGUGGGCUUGCUCAAUAUACUAAUCUGGUCGGAGUUACGGUCGGAUACACCAUUACCGCUUCCAUUAGCAUGGUGGCGGUGAAGAAGUCAAACUGUUACCACAAGGAGGGGCACGGGGCGGAUUGCAGCGUGUCGAACUACCCGUACAUGAUGAUAUUCGCCGGCGUCCAGAUCCUUCUGAGUCAAAUCCCCAAUUUCCACAAGCUCUCGUGGCUCUCCAUUCUCGCCGCUGUCAUGUCCUUCGCCUACUCCUCCAUUGGCCUCGCCCUCUCCGUCGCCAGAAUCAUCGGGAAUCAUAUGAACCACCACGAGGUAAAGACGAGCAUAACAGGAGUGACGGUGGGGGUGGAUGUGACGGGGGCAGAGAAAGUGUGGAGAAGCUUCCAAGCCAUCGGCGAUAUUGCCUUUGCAUACGCCUACUCCACCGUCCUCAUUGAGAUUCAGGAUACGUUGAGAUCCCACCCACCAGAGAACAGGGUGAUGAAGAAAGCAUCCUUGAUAGGAGUGACGACCACCACCGUGUUUUACAUUUUGUGUGGCUCCAUGGGCUAUGCCGCAUUUGGAAACAAAGCCCCAGGCAACUUCCUCACAGGGUUUGGCUUCUACGAGCCCUUUUGGUUGGUUGACUUCGCCAACGUCUGUAUUGCCAUCCAUCUCGUUGGAGCUUACCAGGCAAGCGAGCAAUCAAUCAAGCAACUUCGGCAUUUUGAAAAAGACUCUCUAAUGAUGCUUUCAAAUUUUGACCAAAUUAUUGAAAUAAUUUCUCACGCGCAGGUUUUUUGUCAGCCGAUAUUCAACGCUGUGGAAUCAAAAUGCAACAAAAAAUGGAAAGAUAGCAAAUUCGUGACGGUUGAUCAUGAGGUUAGAAUUCCCUUCUUGGGAGCUUACACCAUAAACAUGUUCAGGUUGGUGUGGAGAACCGCAUAUGUGAUAGUCACGGCAUUGAUAGCCAUGAUAUUCCCUUUCUUCAAUGACUUCUUGGGCUUGAUCGGAGCAGUGUCCUUCUAUCCCUUGACCGUUUUCUUCCCCAUUGAGAUGCACAUCGCGCAAGCCAAGAUACCAAAGUAUUCCUUUACAUGGAUAUGGUUGAAGAUAUUGAGUUGGACUUGUUUGAUCGUCUCCCUCGUUGCUGCAGCUGGUUCUAUCCAGGGCCUGGCUUCUGAUGUCAAGACCUACAAACCUUUCAAAGCUCAAUAAUGAUUGUUAAUGACAUGUUUCAUCCACCAAUACCAAAUGUGGAAUGCAUGUACAUAUGUGCAAUGUUUUCAAUAAAACUACAUGCAUGCAAAUAUCCUCCAAUUUCUGCUUGUGGAAAUGGUUUGUGCAAGAAGAAGCUUAUAAAAGCCACUAAACCAAUUCAAGGGGUAGAAAAUACAUUCUUUUUUAAUAGGUUGUCAGAUUAGUUGUUGCUUCAAUUCAUGCACCCCAACAUGAUGACUUUUAAAAUGUUUCUAGUUCCAUUUCCAUGACAAGAGAUAUGGUAGAUUCUCUUUGUU
Molecule: messenger RNA, 1987 nt
Organism: Cuscuta campestris
Lineage: Eukaryota; Viridiplantae; Streptophyta; Magnoliopsida; Solanales; Convolvulaceae
Source: the annotation of a GenBank genome assembly